Messenger RNA from Python bivittatus (Burmese python), 5224 nucleotides. RefSeq names its product SRY-box transcription factor 13 (gene SOX13). NCBI's taxonomy places the organism in Eukaryota, Metazoa, Chordata, Lepidosauria, Squamata, Pythonidae. Gene Ontology annotation, cellular component: nucleus. Gene Ontology annotation, biological process: cell fate commitment; regulation of transcription by RNA polymerase II. Gene Ontology annotation, molecular function: DNA-binding transcription factor activity, RNA polymerase II-specific; RNA polymerase II cis-regulatory region sequence-specific DNA binding. The record is from RefSeq and is a predicted model, not a curated record.
GAUUGGAAGACAACAGCCCUAGCCCGACAGAAGAAGCAGCUCGCUGCCGGAGGAAGCCGCGCCGAGUCCCGCAAAGCAAUUUAGAUGUCCAUGAGGAGCCUUGUCUCUCCUCAGCUGGAGCUUAAUGGAGCUGGGAAUAUGGUGAACUGCACUAUUAAAACAGAAGAGAAGAACGAGAGUUACUUCAAGUUGACUGAGGGGGAAGGUCCUUGCACAUCACCUGGCUCCAACAACCCCAACAAAUCGCCGUUGCCACUGGGUGAAUGUAUUGAUCCCCUAACUCUCCCACAGGAAUCUGUACCUCCAGUGGACAAGGCAUUAGAUUCCAGGAACCCUGUGCUCGAGCCUGCAGUUAGCAACCAGGAAAAAUUGGAUUUCAAUAAAAACCUAAGAGAAGUGAUGCCGACCAUUGAAAAGUUAUUGUCCAGUGAGUGGAAAGAGAGACUUCUGGGGAAAAGCCCUAUGGAAUCCAAAGAAGUAAAAGGAACCCAAGAAAGCUUGGCAGAGAAAGAAUUACAGCUGCUGGUCAUGAUUAACCAGCUGUCCAUCCUGAGGGACCAGCUGCUGACAGCCCAUUCAGAGCAGAAGAACAUGGCAGCUAUGUUGUUUGAGAAGCAGCAACAACAGAUGGAGCUGGCCAGGCAACAGCAAGAACAGAUUGCCAAGCAACAACAACAACUUAUCCAGCAACAACACAAGAUCAACUUGCUGCAGCAGCAGAUCCAGCAGGUCAACAUGCCCUAUGUCAUGAUUCCAGCUUUUCCUCCCAACCACCACCCUCUUCCUGUCACCUCAGAUUCUCAGAUGGCACUUCCUAUCCAGCCAAUUCCAUGUAAGCCAGUGGACUAUCCUAUGCAGCUGCUUCAUAGUCCCCCUCCUUCAGCACUGAAGAGACCUGCAAGCUCAGGCCACCUACAGAUCCAGGAAUCGUCACAGCCACUGAACUUAACAGCAAAGUCUAAAGGCUCUGAACCCCCCAAUGCCUCUAGCACACCUACUUUAAAGAUUAGUAGCAGUCAGCCCCUCAAUGCUAACCAUGGAGUUUCUCGGGAGUUGCAGACCAGCCCACCCAACCUUCCUUUGGGAUUCCUUGGAGAGGGAGAUGCUAUAACUAAAGCAAUCCAAGAUGCUCAGCAACUUCUGCACAACCAAAGCAGAGCUAUAGAUGGCUCUCCAAAUCAUCUGUACAUUAAGGAUCAUACCAGUUUGGAUUCUUCACCUGCAAAAGAGCAGAUGGAUGAGUCACCUCUUCAGAGGCUGGAUGAGUCUCUACUAACAUGUGAAGGAGAUGGCUCACGGCAUUUCCCUGAAUCCAGGAACAACAACCACAUAAAGCGUCCCAUGAAUGCUUUCAUGGUGUGGGCCAAGGAUGAAAGACGCAAAAUUUUGCAAGCCUUCCCAGACAUGCACAACUCAAGCAUCAGUAAGAUUCUAGGAUCCCGAUGGAAAUCAAUGUCCAAUCAGGAGAAGCAGCCUUAUUAUGAAGAGCAAGCACGGCUCAGCCGCCAGCAUCUGGAGAAGUAUCCCAAUUACAAGUACAAGCCCCGCCCCAAGCGCACCUGCAUUGUGGAAGGGAAGCGGCUUCGUGUUGGUGAAUACAAGGCAUUGAUGAGGAAUCGGCGCCAGGACGCCAGGCAGGGCUACCUGAUUGCGCCCCAAAGCAGCCAGAUGCCACCUUCCUCUUCGGAUCUCAUGUACCAGCGAUCAGUUGGGAUUCAACUAGCUCCGCCACUGAUGGAUCACUACUUGUCCCAUGGCAUGGAGCCAAACAUGCCAGUCAUAGUGAACACAUGUAGUCUGAAGCCAGAGGAAGGGGAUGGGGCAGAGGACAGUCAUUCGGUGCCUGAUGGGGAGAUGUACCACUACAGUGAAGAUGAGGAUUCUGAGGGCGAGGAGAAGAGUGAUGGCGAGCUAGUGGUUCUCACAGACUAAACUAAUGACCCAAGGAGCAAGCAAGUAUGGAAAGUGUGGACAAGCCUUUGUCCACUUUCCAACAUGGAACAAUUAGUUGCAUUGGAAGAAACAAGGGGGAGGGAGCUUGUUAAAGCAGAAAUGGACAUUGAGCAGAGGAACAAGUCUGUAUGCCAUCAUCUAUGGUAUUGGUAGAGUUUAUUUCCCAGUCAUUUAUCUUCUCUGGAAAAGAAGGAAUUUUGUCUUUGACCUGCUGAAUUUACUGCAAGGAGAUUGAAGGUGAAUUGAAUAUGAAUCUUGUAAUGUAUCUGGUAUUUUUUCCUACUAAGGUCAGAACUCCUGCUAAGGACAUCCCAAAACUUCACUGAAAUUAAAUAAGAGGGAACAAGGGGUAUUAUGGAAUCACUAGGGAUGAAGGAUGAGAAUGGAAAUACAGAGCAGCAGAUUUCAGAACCUGUUAUCUUUGAGCCCACCUUCGUAGCAGUUUAGUACUAAGUGUUAUGCUCUCAGGAAUGAAAGUGUGAUUGGAAAAUGCUUCUUCCUUCCAAUUGCAACUGUAUCUUUUAUAUGGUGUUCAGUUGUGUUGGAGUUCGGGGGCAAAUGCUCUGUGGCUGGGUAGCAGUUGUAUCUCUUGUUCAUUUCCUCUAUGGCUUUCUCUCCUUUCCCCAGAAAGCCAAUGUAAAAGCUUCCUUUUCCCAGCAGCCAAACACAGUCCUCACCUGUUUACAGCCUGGCCAGCUGCACCAGCUUAUAUUAGCCACCCAGUCACUACCAUUCAACCAGCCUCUUGGGGGCCUUUUCACUUUCCUGAAAUCAAACAUCUGGGUGGAACACUUAUUUCCCCUUCGUUCCGGAUGUCAGCUAGUUCUGCCUUUUCCCCCCACUCCAACUUCACUUUGUCCUGUGUUUGUUUUGUUCAACUCCCACUGGCCCUGCCAAUAAAUUCCCAUGGAGCCAUUUUUAGCUCUGGACUUGAAUGAAUAGCAACUGAGGUCUCGAAGGGCCAUCUUUACCCUUGGCAGCCUUGGCCCAACUUAUAAAUUAAGCCAUGGCCUGCUUCCCUCCUGCCCUUGUUUGCUUGCCAAUUCUCAGGACACACAGGAGAAGAGGACGUCCUGCAACAAUAGAAAGCUGACUUGAUUGUUAAGGGAUAAUCUGUGAAGUUUCUGAAGCAAUCUUUCUAGAAUUGUUUCCCUCCAGGGGUGUUAUUAGAUCUUUCAUACUCACCCACUACGGCACCAAAUGUGCAUGAUGGGAGUUAUAAUCCAACAUAUCUGGAGGGCAUCAUCUUGGGAAAGCUGUUCUGAAGCAUCUUCUGUGAAGGAAUAGGACUUCUCUUAAAUGGAGACUUUUAUUGAGUUAGGCUAAUGAUGCUGUGGUACAGGAUAGGAAACCUGUGUUCUUCUAGUUGUUCUGAAUUACGGUUCAUGGCAUGGCCAAACCUGAGGAACAGGAUAUUGUAAUUCAGCAACUCCAAGGGGUUUGUCCACUUUUGUCAUACUGGUUUAUUGAGCCUCUGGUAGGCCUCAGUAUAUUUGUAAAUUCAUGUUUUUUCCCUAAAUUGAACUCAACAAUCAUAGUUUGCAAUAUAAGUCCUUGUUUGCUUAUCAUGCUCAAAUCAUCCUGAGUUGAGUGUAUAAUGUAUACGAGUGGCUUCUUUCAUCUUCUUCCCCUUUAUCCUUUUGUGACAUUAGUGAAAGCAGCAGUCUUGCACUGAUUUAAAUUAGCUAACUGUUCUUGGUCAAUGAUAUACCAGUGGCUAGUAUCAGUACAUGGAAACAACAGUGGUGAGGGAGGCACAGAGGAUGUACAGGGUCAUGAUAUACAUGUGAUAGCACAUGUAUAGUCUCUCUCUGAUGUAUGAAUUAUGUAUAGAUAAUUUGCCUACAUUUCUCCACAUAUUUUGUCCCUAUCACAUUUGGAUAGUCCUUUAAACAUUUUUUCAUUGGAUUUCAAUCUCAGCAUGGCAAUCUUUUGCUUUCUACUGUCAGAAAUUUAACAUCACCAAGAAAUUAAAUUGGGAGUGCUUAAAGUAAAUGUGAAAUUCUCUGUUUUUUGGCAAAUUCUCCCUUUUGUUUUAGGGAGUUAAUGUAACACACUGAUCUUCACAAUUUGAGACCAGACAUGAGAUCAUGAAAGAAAUAUGGCAUUGCCCGCAUGAGUGUAUCAUGCCCACUGUAAGAUGAAGCAUAACAGUAUGUGUGCCUGCACACACACAGGUGGUGAAUUGCAAGCCUAUUAUUUAUGGCAGAAAAGUAAGGAUUGCUAUUACCAGGCAUGCUGUUUGGAGGCACCCUCUUUAAGAUAGGGGUACAAAAAGUCCACCAGCAUCCCUUUCAGAGGAGGUGGCAAAGGGUCACUGUUUUUUGCAUUUUUUGACAAUUGGGAGGUGGUUAAAGGAUGAGAUACAUACCUUAAAUCUUACAGAGGAUUUAUGCACCCAUUUCAUUCCUUGUAUGAACAUUGGAUCCUGGCCUCACCAACUUUAGGAGUGUGGUCCUUGAUAUGCCUGCCAAAACCUAGUGCAACUCUGGAGUUGACAGAAGUUGCAUGCUGAGCAUGCAAGGCAUUAUCUUUCCCACAACAGAUGAGUAUAGUUGCCACUCUGAAAUUUGAUCUUAGUGUGCACAGUGCCAUUACACAGUUUAGUGUCAUUCUAAGACACUGGACCUGGAUGGAUCUGGAUAGAAUCAGGAGUAUUUGUUUAUGAGAAACAAAGCUCUUGUCUGACAUUCUUUCAUGACAGCUUUUAUCAUUUUGUCAUAUUAAGUAUAACUUAUGUCCCUGACUAGCUUAGAUAAGUCAAAACUACUUGCACCUGUCCAGUAAUUUAUUUUCCCUUAUUGUAAUUUCAAUAAAGACAACUUUGAAAAGAGCAAAGAUGCAAUUGUAUCUUAUCAUGGAGAGGAAGUGGAUCAUUUAGUUCAUGUGUAAUAAGCAUCACGAGAAUGGGUUACACCAGCUUUACUUGAUCCUGAUGCCCUUUAGAUGUGUUAGAUUACAACUCCCACCACAUCCAACAUCAUAACCGGCAAGCAUGGAGUUCUAGUCUAGCAUCUGGAGAGCAUCAAGAUGGAUGGAUGAUGAGUUAGGCUUUGUCCUAUAUUGUUCCCCAUUCCUCCAGUUUUUUAUUAUCCUAUCCCUUUCCACUGUGCUCUAGCAACUGGCUGCUGCUUUAUUUUUGUUUGUUUUAAAAGUCUGUACAUAUAGAUAGAGCUUUAUUUUGUUAAUAAGACUAGUAACUUAACCUGUAUAUUUCAACACUCUUGUUUAUAAAGGGUUUUCUUUUUCUUGGUACAAUAAAGUUGUUUUG